UAGCGACGGAGCAAGCUCGCCUCGGGCGCGUUGGGUUUCUUCCCCUUAUCGACUGUGGUGACGCUGGCUUCACUGGCGGCGGCUGCGUUAUAAAGCCCCCGCUCCCUCUCAGCGAGGUAACUGAAGGAAAGGCAGUCCGCUUCGGGCGGCGGGCAGAGGUGGUAACAGGAUCUGAACCUCGUCCACAACUCCUGUGAAGCCGCUCGGACGGUGAAAGCGAAAACGGGAAGGGGUGGGGGUCGUUGGAUCAUCCGUGUUCUUCCAAAACGCAAACAGGAACCGUGGUAGAGCCUGUAAAUCAGAUCCGACUGACACACGGUCGCUCCUCGUAUCAUGUCUCUCACCUGGCGAUGGCAUCUCAACUGUCCUGCGGUUUGAUCUUCAGGAUCCUGCUCCCACUCUGUCUCCUGUCAGCUAUUUCUUUCCGGUACAAUGGGUUCUCGGUCGUCUAUCUCAUCUUUCUCCUUCUCUUGCCACUGUUCUCUGAACCUACCACCAUCACAAUGCAAGGGCACACAGGCUGUCUCCUCAAAGCUUUGUGCAUCACCAGCUUUACCUUCCUGUUGCUUCAGAUGGGAUUUCAAACAAUGUUCUUUUACAUACAGAACAACGGGACAGCUUGGGAGAAUGCCCUGCAGCAAAUAGGAAUAGUCAGGUUGAAAGAAGCCGGUGCUGGAAAUGGGAUUCGCCUGGUUUUCCCAGACAUUGGAAUUUUGAUUGGAAGCUUGGCUGCUUUAAUUGUGUGUAGGAAAUUGUUGGUUGUUCCCAGGAUGGAUAGUGGAGAUCAAGAUCAUGCCUGGGACGUGGAUCAGUCUGGGAGUGAGGAAGAAGUGUACGGUAUAGAAUCUGAAGAAGAAAGGUGCUCGGACUCACAAUCUACAGAGAAUGAAGAGGAUGAUGAAGAAGAAGAAGAAGAAGAAACACUGGCCGAAGAUAAGGAAGGCAACAAACAAAGAUUCACUCAGAGACUAGCUUUAUUAAUGAUGGGGAUGAAGGAGUUGAUCGGAAAUCUGAUAACUACAGCAGGGAAAGCUGUUGUUACUGUCCUAUUAGGCUUUGCAGGUAUUGUACACCCAUCUGUCCUCUCUGCAGUUUACUUCUUCACCUUCCUGGGCUUGGGGUCCUGGUGGGCAUGUGCUCGAUUCUAUGGCCUCUUCUUCUUCAGACACUUGUGCCUGUUGAUGUUGUUCUUCAGUGGUGGACACCUGGUCCUGAUCUACAUCUACCAGCUGCCACUCUUCCAGGGGCUACUCCCACCCAACAAUUUUUGGAUGAGAUUGUUUGGAUUGACGGCGGUGAUUCACAACGACCUCUCGGAACCGUGGCAAUUAAUGACCCACCCAGGGCUUCACUGGCCGGUCCUCCUGAACCCCAUUGCCCUCCUCAUUCUGUACUUCACCGUCGCAACUAUAACUCGACACCUUCUCCUCAGCGAAGAAUCUGGGGCUGGAUGUCCAAGGAUGGAACUCAGCUCCGUGCAAAAGCAGACGGACAACGUCGAUGCCGAAGCAAGCUUGCAGGUGGUGGAUGGUGAGAACAAAGAGCAGCCAUUGAUUUAUCCAGGAAGUGACCAGACAGUGGAUUCGGCUGUUCCCUUCCGUGUACGACAAGAGAACAAUAACUGCCUGCCGGUACAGAUGAACUGCACUCCAGAGUACACUUCUUGUUCCUCUGCCUCUGGUGUCUGCCAAGAGAUGGAAAUGUCAGAGGAUGACAUGGGGAAGCCAUCCAGUAGCUUCUCUAUCAUUGGCCACAUGGUGAUGCAGCAGAGCUAUACUUGUGCACUCAUCUUCAUGAUGGUCUGGAGCAUCACCUACAACAGCUGGCUGACCUUCGCCCUUCUGAUCUGGUCCUGCGUGAUCUGGAUGGUCCGGGAUCGGCAGCGCUGGACGAAGCUGAGCUCUCCGGUUCUGGUGAUCUAUGGGAACCUGCUGGUCACUCAGCAGUUCUUUGUGGGCCUGCAGCUCACCGAGGACGAGCUCUUCCCUGGGGUGUCUGAUAACAUCCUCAUCGAUUUUGACCUGAAGAAAUCAAAUACACCGUGUGUGCACCUGGCUGCCAAGAUCUUCUACACUUUAAUGUUCUGGCUCUUGCUGCGUCAGCACUUGAUCGAGAAAGAGGAAAUGAGCAAAAGGACCCAGGGGUCACUCAGUGAGGUCAGAGUUCAGGCAACAGAAGGUACACAGGAGGAUGUGACACUGAUGACAAUGGUCGGAAGUGUUGUUAAGGGAUUAUUGAUAAAAUACUGGAUCUGUUUCUGCACAGCCAUGUUCUUCAUCGUUAGCUUCAAUGGCAGAGUCGUGGUCUACAAGAUUCUCUACAUCAAGCUGUUCCUUUUCUGCGUGGCUUUAUAUCAGAUACAUUAUGACUGGUGGCGCCGGAUCCUGAGGUACUUCUGGAUUGCUGUUGUGUCUUAUUCAAUGGCAGUGCUCAUCGCCAUCUACAUAUACCAGUUUAAGACAGUAUCCUGGCUCUUUCAGCGAACAAUGGGAAUGUCCGAGGACAGUUUGAAGGACCUGGGAUUGGAGCAGUAUGAUACGGCCGAACUGUUUGCUAGUAUCCUUCUUCCUUCAGCCUUCCUCCUGGCCUGCAUCCUCCAGCUUCAUUACUUCCACAAUCCAUUCCUCAGCCUGACUGAUUUAAGGCAUGUCAGUCCCAGCCAAGAUAACAUCAUCUGCAGCAUUAAAGUUCAAGCUAGGAGGCUGAGCAGGAGGUUGAAUGACGAACACAGUGAAAGCAUUAGGAACAGGAGUGACACCUUGGAGAAGCUCAGCUUGGAAGAAAAGAAUCUACGUUUGGAGGUAGAGGUUGAGCCAGAUAAUAAAGGAUUUUACAGUUUAAAUACGAUGGCUGGAACUGAAUUACGUAGCGGCAAAACUCUUCCUGAGCCACAGCAAGCAGAGAAAUCAGAGGAAGUUUUUACUUCGGAAAAAAUGUUCUCUUUAAUGGAACCUAUGAAUGUGAAGAUCGGUACGUUGGAUACCAAAAUGGAUAAAUUGACAAAAGCUAAUGAAUUGUUUGAAAAAACCACCAUUGCUAUUCAGGAGUCUUUGAAGAGUUUGGAAGAUCGAUAUCAGACGCUUAAGCAGAGUACUCACAGAACUGAAAGAGAUUUUGAAUUAAUGGAUCAAUCUAUUAAAAAACAGGAUUUGAAGAUGUCUUUUAUGGAAAAGAAAAUUAAUGAGAAUACUUUGGAACUAUCAAGGAUUAAGAAGAAAAUGAUUGAUUUGGAAAGCAGAAAUUACACGACGAACUUACGUAUACUGGGUUUGCCUGAAAAUACGGAAACCGCAAGCCCUUGUCCCUGGAGUAUGGUGAUUGACAGACUGACCACCCUGUUUCUGAAGUUCCUGGAGUUGGUGAACAAAGCCCAGGUCUUGGUGUGGAGACUGCUGGAACUUCACAUCAUCAAGAUCGUCUCGUCCUUUAUCAUUUGGAUCACACUGAGAGAGGUCUCAUUGAUGAAUUACGUCUUCCUAAUCCUCUGGGUUUUUGCCCUGCCCUAUUCCUCAUUCCGUCCAUUGGCAUCCAGCAUUUCUACUCUAUGGGCUUGUGUCAUGAUUAUCUGUAAGAUGAUGUACCAGCUAAAGGUGGUGAAGAUAUCCAAGUACUCUAGGAACUGCACUCUGAAUGGAAGCCAGGAGCUGCAGUCCACGUCUGCUCUGUACGCAGGACCCAUUGACCCUGUGUCUUGGUAUGGAGCACUGAGGAAGUGUGAAGAUGAUGUCCUGCCCUGCCUGCAGAGCCACCUGAUUAUCCUGGGUUUGCUGGCAUUCGAAGUGACUGUUUAUCGCCAUCAGCAGUACUACAGGCUCCAGAAAGGGUUAAAGACACCCUUGACAGGGACCCUGCUGGACAACAUCACUCGGCUACAUUUGGAUGAUGGAUUAUGGAACUGCAUCAAAUACUUUAUAAACUAUUUCUUCUACAAGUUUGGGCUAGAGAUCUGUUUCAUGAUGGCCAUCAACUUGGUUGGGCAGCGAAUGGACUUGUACUCUGCAAUUCAUGCCUUAUGCCUGACCGCCAUUGUCCAGCGGCGUCGCAGGAAGGCCAUUGCUGAGAUAUGGCCCAAGUAUUGUUGUUUCAUCGCCUGCAUCAUUUCAUUCCAGUAUCUGCUGUGUCUCGGGAUCCCUCCCUCUUUCUGCAAAGAUUAUCCUUGGAGAUCCAGCCUUGGACUGAGUUCCAAUCUGAUUAAGUGGCUGUAUCUGCCAGACUUCAUAAGGAGACCCAAUCCUAUGUUCCUUGUCUAUGACUUCAUGUUGCUGUUGUACGCGUCCAACCAGUGGCAGGUGUUUGAGGAUGAGAACAAAGGAGCAGUGCGGCUUUUGGCCGGGGAGAACACAGAGAUCGGCCGCAGUCUGGAUACAGCCACCGUCAGUCAGUAUAUCCCCGUUGCCAACUUCCUACACUGCAGGUGUUACUUAGACAUGUUGAAAGUGGUGGUCUUCAGCUACCUGUUCUGGUUUGUACUCUGCCUCAUCUUUAUCACUGGGACAAGCAGGAUCAACAUCUUCUGCAUGGGUUACCUGGUGGCCUGUUUCUACUUCCUGCUCUCCGGAGGACAGCUGCUGCUGAAACCUGUCAGGGUUAUAGUCGACCACUGGGACUACUUGAUUGGCUACACUAUCCUGGUGAUUGUGACAAAGAACGUCUUCUCUAUUGGCUCCUGUGUCUACUUGAAAAGCUUGCUUGAGGGGAACUGCUGGGUGGUGCAGACGUUUGGAAUGGCUUGUACGAUCACGGAGUAUGAUCUGCCAAAUACGGACAACCUGCAUGAAGCCUGUGAAGUCCCAAGCAAGCAGGCGGGCAUUAUCUGGGAUAGUGUCUGCUUCCUCUUCCUACUAGCCCAGCGGAGAGUCUUUCUGAGCUAUUACUUUCUGCAUGUGGUCGCAGAUCUGAAGGCUUCAAAGCUCCUGGCAGCAAGAGGAGCUGAACUGUUUGAAGCAAAAGUUAAAAAGGGAAUCACAAUGAGACUGGAGAAAGAAAGGCAAUCCAUGGAGAUGCUGAAGAAACAGAUGGAAAGGAUCAAGGCCAAACAGGAGAAGUACAAGAAAUCAGUACCAAGAUCUGUCAAUAACUCACAUAGGGUCGGAAACUCAAAGUCAGACGAUAAUAAAAAGGACAAAGGUAGCCAGAAGAAUUGGUGGCAGCCCUGGGUAACUCAUAACUCAAUGAUACACAGUGGGAGCUACUACCUGUUCGAUACUGACAGUGAGGAUGAGACAAAGGAGGAAAAUGAAAUUGCUAAAGAUGAAACUCAGAAAUCAUCAGCGUUCCAGUUUGCUUACAUAGCCUUAGUCAAAGACUCAAAGGCAGCAGUGAAGGGAAGACACAAGGAGCUGAAGCAGGUGAAGAGAGCACAGAGAAAGAAGGAGAGGACGCAGCAAGAUGUGAGCAGAUUUGAUUCAAGCGAAGAUGACCUGGAUCUCUUGAGCACAGAGGAACUGGAUUCUCAGCACCCAGAUAACCUCAUCAGAAGAGGUGUCAACAUCGCGACCUUCACCUGGAUGUUUAUUCAAGCACUGGUUGAUGGUUUGAUUGAAUUACUUAACACCAUCUCCAAAGAUAACAUUGAUAUCUCCACCGUGCUGAGGAUAGAACGAUCCAUUCUAAGAAAAGAAUUGAAACAGGGAAAGGUUCCAGACCAGGACAGUAUCCAUCGCUUUUACAAUGCCAAACUGAAAAACCAAGCAUCCUGCAGCUCUGACAGAGACUGGACACAGAACAGGAUGAUGGAGAGAGGGAGAACGGUGACAUCAGGUUUCCAGAAACUGGCCAGUAUUAAUUCCAUGCUCUCCAGGGACAGCAGUGUGUCAAGCUGUAACACUGAAGUCACUAUACUGGGCUCCAGACAGCCGACCUGCGAUAAUGUAGAUGAGACUGAGGUCCCAACGCCCAGCAGUUACAGUAGGUGGACACUGCAGAAGAUGCCCCAGAUUGACAUGUCCUUGGACAGUGAGAUUUUGAGUGCACCAGCCCAGUCUGUCUUGCUACAUUCACAGCAGGGAACCAUAGAGGAAGAGGAAGGUGAAGACAUUGCCGAAGGCUGCAUAACUCUGUGUUCUCACAAAUCUGAUAUCCCGCCUGGCUACAACACAGUAGUAGGCAGCCUCUCCGAGGAGAACUUGUACUCAGAGCCUGAAGAGCAGAAAUUGAAAACAGGCCAAGGAACUCUUGACUAUCAGAGCUGCCUCCUAACAGCAAGUGAUCUGAUGCUGAACAAAAUGUUCCAUGAUACUGAGCUGGAGGAGUCGGACAAAUUCUACAGUAACUUGCCUUGCCUCUUGAAGCUUCUGUUUGCCUUGUACAACACCAUGAUGUCGCAGUCAGACAUGCUGUGCUACUUUGUCAUAAUCCUCAACCACAUGGUCUCUGCCUCGUUGCUCACCUUGGUUCUCCCCAUCCUUGUCUUCCUCUGGGCAAUGCUCUCCAUGCCAAGGCCGAAGAAACGGUUCUGGAUGUUUGCCAUCCUGUACACUGAGAUUACCGUGGUUGUGAAAUACUGCUUUCAGUUUGGCUUCUUUCCUUGGACCACCUCUUCCUAUCGAUUGCUUUACUUCAAUCAACCUUUCUACCUGCCUAACAUCAUCGGCAUUGAGAAGAAGGAUGGUUAUGUGCACUAUGACCUUAUCCAGUUACUGGCUCUGUUCUUGCAUAGGUCAGUCCUCAAGCGUCACGGUCUGUGGGAUUCCCAUGACGCACAGAAGGAGCAGAAACAAGGCAAAGGAGAAGCGAAGGAAGAGAACAGCUACACUGAGAGCACAGAGGACAUGGCAAGGGCGACAGGGAGGAAAGGCGUUUCCAGGCGAUUGUCAAGACGACUAGACAGGGGAGACAGAACAAAAAUUUCAAAGCGAUCGAAAAAGAAGAAAAGGCAACAACCAAAGUCAUGCAGUGGGUUAAGAGAAACCAUCAAGGAAUGGAUAAGGGAGAAAGGGCGGAGAGUGAAACGAUACAUCAUCACCCUAGCUCUUCAGAUCUUCCUGCCCAUGAAGCAAUUCUUCUACAACAUCAUCCAUCCUGAGUAUAACGCUGUGUGCGAUGUCUACGCUCUGAUGUUUCUGAUCGAUGUCAUUAACUUCAUCAUCAUUGUUUUUGGAUAUUGGGCAUUUGGAAAGCACACGGCUGUGGCCGACAUCACAGAGUCCAUCUCAGAGGACCACGUGCCCCAUGUCUUCCUGGUGAUGGUGCUGGUCCAGUUUGCCAGCAUGGUGGUCGACCGCGCUCUCUACCUCCGCAAGACCGUCCUGGGGAAAGUUGUCUUUCAGGUCGUUCUGGUGCUUGGGAUCCACUUCUGGAUGUUCUUUAUUCUCCCCGGGAUAACGGAGAGGAGGUUUAACCAAAACCAAAUUGCCCAGCUAUGGUAUUUCGUUAAGUGCAUUUACUUAGGCCUGUCGGCAUAUCAGAUCAAAUGUGGCUACCCAAACCGAGUCCUGGGCAACUUCCUGACAAAGAGCUACAACUACUUCAACCUGUUCCUCUUUCAGGGGUUCCGGUUGGUUCCCUUCCUGAUGGAGCUGAGAGCAGUGAUGGACUGGGUCUGGACAGACACCACACUCAGCAUCUCCAGUUGGAUUUGCGUGGAGGACAUUUACGCCAACAUUUUCAUCCUGAAAUGCUGGAAUGAGUCAGAGAAGAGAUAUCCACAGGCAGUUGGCCAGAAGAAGAACAUGUUGGUGAAAUACGGGAUGGGGGGCCUCAUCAUCACUUUGCUGAUCUGCAUCGUAUGGUUCCCACUGCUCUUCAUGUCAUUGGUCAAGUCUGUGGGGGGAGUGACCAGUCAACCCCUGGAUGUCUCCAUCAAGAUCAGCUUUGGUGGAUAUGAGCCUCUGUUCACAAUGAGUGCACAGCAGCAGAACCUCAGCCCCUUCUCCACUGCCGCUUACAAUCGUCUCAGCAGUCAGUAUGCCCUUUACCCGGCUGCUAUGCAGUUUCUGGUGAAUUACAAGCCUGAAGACAUAAUGAUAGCUCACAUGAAGAGUGAUGCCCACUUGCUGUGGAGCAUUAGUCCGGCUAGCCUCAGGGCCAUGAAAGAGGAAUUAAUCAACUCUUCGCAGGUUUACAUCCACCUUCACUGGACCAUCCUGAGGAAUGCUUCUCUCACGCUGAAUCCUGAAACUUCUGGUGAACACACCGUGCUCUGCACAGAUAAGGAAGUCAGAAAGAAGUUGGUUCAGCUCUUGGAAGGGUCCCGUAAGAAGCCGGUGGUAAUUCAGGGAUUACUCCCAAAGUACAUUCGAGCAACGCACAAGACUGAAGCCAAACCAGCUUAUCGUCUGCGAUUAGGUACACGUGGUUCUAGAAAUAAUCAGGACAACCUUGCCUUCUACAGGAAUAUCUCUCUGCAUUUGGAAGAGGAACCAGGGCAAGGCAACACCUCAUACACCAAAGUUAAGUGGUGGAAGAUCAAAGAAUGGAGCCCCCACUGUGCAAGCCAGGGUUGCAGCAACAUGCAACUCAUUAUCUUCAAUGAUAAAGUCAGCCCUUCCAGUCUGGGCUUCCUGGCUGGAUACGGAAUCGUUGGUCUGUAUAUGUCUGUUGUGCUUGUCAUUGGGAAGUUUGUCCGUGAGUUCUUCAAUGGCAUCUCCCGCUCCAUUAUGUUUGAGGAGCUACCCAACCCCGAUCGAAUCUUGAAGCUCUGCACCGAUAUCUUCCUGGUCCGUGAGAUGGGGGAGUUGGAACUGGAAGAACAACUCUUUGCCAAACUCAUUUUCCUUUACCGAUCUCCUGAGACCAUGAUCAAGUGGACUCGGGAGAAACAGCAUUAGCUGAUUCAGGCUGAGUUGAACUGUUUGGACACUCAGAAAAGGACCGAUUACACAGAGGGAACUUUAUACAGUCCUGGGUUCCAUCAAAUUCUUCGUUACAGUGCCAUAAAUGAAAGAAAAUUUGCAUGUUUGCUGGCUUCAGAAUGCACUAGACUGAACCUUUUGUUUGUCAUAUAUGCCCCAGAGGUGGCUCCUGCUCUGUAAGUGGGAAGGAACUAGCGACUGCAUUAUAGGUCAACUUAGUUGCUGUCAAAAAGAACAUUACCUCUCAGAUGACUCUGGUCUCAGGCAUUGUACAGUUUUAUAGUCAAUGCUACCUUCUGUUUCAAGAACCUAACACCUCAGAAGUAACAGGAAAAGACAGCUGUAAAUGAGAUUAAUGGUUUGGCAACAGUCCAUCCUCCUCCCUCCCCAGUUUAAAGGUCUUUCCUUUCUCUGUCAGUGACUCACCAUUUGCUGCUGAGCACUCAAACUGUGUGGCUGCUCAACACUGCUACUGUCUGACUCGUGGUGCGUUGGACAUUCAUUGAUAAAGGGCAGGAGUACUUUGGCACAGAAGCUGAUCUUCUGCCUUGCCACCUCUAACAAAAACUUACUUUACCUGCAUUGCAAUUAUGAUGGUGAAUUAAUUUUUAUGGUGGAAAAGAAUGGGAUUUACUCCGGAUCUUCUUGUCGCAGCUGGGUGCAAUUAAAGGAACAGCAGGCACGUCCUGUAAACAUGCAGCAGUUGUAUGUGGAAAACUGACAGCAAGGGUCACCUCUUUCACCUUUCCAGUGGGACUUCCCAACGAGGUUUAUUCUGGAGUGACACCCCAUGUUCACAGAUUGCUGUAGUUCUAUAACCUAGCACUUUCAGAAACCUUGCACAUUGGGCAGGCUGGUGCUUCACACUGAUGGCGGGGGGGGGGGAGAGAGAGAGUACUUCUGCUUUGCAACAGGAUGAAAUUUUCAUUAAUGGUCAGUACUUUGGAAUACAGGAAAAGGGAAUGUCUACAGAUUAACUAUCAUUUCAUUAAAAGGCUACACAGACAUGCAGUAAAUAACCAUUCCCUGUUUCUAUGCCAUCAGCACACCUUGCAUUUCUAUAAAUAAACCUUGAAACUGUUACUUAUUUUAAGUUGGGUUCUGUGUUGGUCUCUCUGCAGGUUUUUAACAUUGUCCAGUUUGGAAGAACAAGGUGGGGUAUAAGAGAAUUUUGGAUUUUAUUUGGUCUGAAGAAAAGAAAUCCCAAGGUAGCCUAUUCUGCCACAAGAUGAAAAAGGAAGUUAACUCUGAAUCUUUUCCCCCUACCCUGUGAGUGUCUGAGACAGA
Messenger RNA from Mobula hypostoma (lesser devil ray), 10079 nucleotides. RefSeq names its product piezo-type mechanosensitive ion channel component 2-like. The transcript is spliced from 54 exons. Gene Ontology annotation, cellular component: membrane. NCBI's taxonomy places the organism in Eukaryota, Metazoa, Chordata, Chondrichthyes, Myliobatiformes, Myliobatidae. Gene Ontology annotation, molecular function: mechanosensitive monoatomic ion channel activity. The coding region runs from base 351 to 8768 and encodes 2805 amino acids. The record is from RefSeq and is a predicted model, not a curated record.